This is a messenger RNA of Anneissia japonica, 3477 nucleotides long. RefSeq names its product tetratricopeptide repeat protein 27-like. The transcript has 21 exons. NCBI's taxonomy places the organism in Eukaryota, Metazoa, Echinodermata, Crinoidea, Comatulida, Comatulidae. The coding region runs from base 1 to 2502 and encodes 833 amino acids. Gene Ontology annotation, molecular function: protein binding. The record is from RefSeq and is a predicted model, not a curated record.
AUGCGUCAUCUAUUUAGCAUUCUAUUCCAAGACCCAGAGAUUCUUGAUGAAAAUAAAAGGUGCUGUGGUAACUGGAGUUUAGUUUUAAAUAAUGAAUAUGAAACCUACCUUCUACAAUCCAUAAGCACUGUAGUCCUUGGAGUUGAUAAACUUGACAAUAUACAAGUCUUAGCCAAUGCAAUUGAGAACAGAAUACAGAAAUAUUUUCAAGAUGAGGAUGAUAUAUCAAUAGAUAGGGAGAUAGAUGUUUUGUGUAUUGGUAUUUCAUUACUCAACCUGUUUGUGCAGAAUAACUGGACCGGACCUGCAACAAAAUGUCAGCCAACAGACUUCCUUUCAAAAGGAUUGUCAAAUAAGGCUGAAGAGUUAAAAGCAUUUUGUAAAGAAGCUCUAAGUAGCAACAGCGUUCCUGUGUAUCCUCUGCUUGAUUACCCAGAAUACCUUCUGCUAGCAAAAGUGAUUUUAGUGCAAUGCCGCCCUCUAUUGAAAAGUUGUCAGACAUCUGAUUGGUGGGCAAUGAGGUGCCUAUGGAUACAACAGCAGCUAAUGGACGAGAAGUCGCCUGAAAUUCAUGAACAAAUUAUGAAUUUACGGGAAUCAAUUUUUCAGAAUGAUAGUAUAAUGUCAUGUGAAAACAACAAGGAGCUGUGUGUUAGGUUCCACCUGGAAUGCAGUCCUAUAUGUCACUAUUAUUAUCACUACCAAAAGAGUAGAGAUCACUUAGAAGCUGCCCAGAAGGCUGCUGGAAUCACUGUUAGUUUUACAGGUGCUCUAGGAAAAAGGACCAAAUUUCAACAGACAAAUUGUGCACAAUUAAUUGUAAAGGUUGAAAAACAUGGCGACGUUGCUGAAAAGUCAUUUUCAAGGUUGUCUGAAGAUGCUAAAUCACUCGUUAAACAGCAUCUACCUAAGGAUCUUCAGCUAGAUGACGAUGUAAUUUUAGAACAUGUUAAACUGCUUGAGCGAAGUGAAUCUGAGUCUCCAAGUCUUACAGCAUUAGAGCAAGCUAUCAUCCUCGCCCUCUUUGCUGAGCACAAAAGGAAUAGUGCCAAAUUUGAACUGCUGAAGGAAGAACUAUCUGCAUAUAUUGAAAAUAUCGUAGCUCAGCCACAGUGUUGGGGUGCACAGUUGAAGGCGUUGAUGGCUCGCUCCUUAUUGGAGAAAGACAAGGGAAGGAAAAUUGAGAGAGCUAUGAUGCAGAUGGAGGUGUUGGUAAAUGAACUGAAGCAGGAUAAGUGUCCAGUCAGCGUUCGAUUCCAUCAAUUCUAUGCUCUUAAUCUACCACCAAAGUGGGUGGUAGAGGGUGAAUUUGCGAGUCUAUUGUACAGUUUAGGAUCAACAAGUGCUGCACUGCAAAUCUACCUAAGACUUAAUCUGUGGGAGGAUGCUGUCCAUUGUUACCAGAGACUUGAUAAACUUGAUAAGGCCGAACGAUUAAUACAGGAGCAACUCUCAAUCAAGGAGACACCACUCAUGCUGUGUCUGCUUGGGGAAGUGACUAGGAAACCUGAGUACUACUUGAAGGCCUGGGAGGUGUCCAAUCAGACGAGCGCUAGAGCUCAAAGGUCACUGGGGAGACUGUAUCUCGAUGAGAAAAAAUAUGAAGAGAGCAUUCAGUGUUUUGAGAAGUCUCUGGAGAGGAACUCGCUGCAAUACAAUACUUGGUUUCUUCUUGGGUUUGCAGCCAUCAAAUCGGAGCAGCAUAGAGUGGCCAUAAGGGCCUAUAGGAAAUGUGUUACUAUAGAAGUAGAUAAUUUUGAAGCCUGGAACAACCUUGCACAUUCCCAUAUAAAAUUGAAAGAAAAGGAUAAAGCUCAUAUGACACUACAAGAAGCCAUCAAGUGUAAUUAUGAAAGUGCAAAAGUUUGGGAAAACUUCCUAUUUGUAGCGAUAGAUGUUGGAGAUUUUCAGGGCAGCAUACGGGCAUACCACAGGUUACUAGAUUUCCAAGAAAAAUACACAGAUGUAGAAAUUUUAAAUAUCUUGGUCACAGCUGUUGUUGAAGACCUCUUAGACAAAGGUGGCAUUCCAGCCUCACAAUUCAGGAAGAAACUUCUUGAGCUAUUUGGUCGUUUAACGUCAACUGUCACAGGUAAUGCCGAGGUGUGGCGGUCAUACGCAAGACUGUUAGGUGACUGCAAUUCAACAGACCAAAUGGACAAUGACAAGGCAGUACAGUGCCUUCAAAAAUCGCAUCGGUCAAGAACGCAGACCACUGAUUGGUCUAAAGAAGUAGAGUCUUGCAAAAAGAUAAUGGAACAGUCCAUUGAGCUUGCUAAAGCAUACCAAUUAGUCAGUGGAGCCAAAAGUAGUCAAGUAGAAGCAAUCCAGUUGCUAUCAUCGGCAAAACUCAUGCUCAAGUCAGUUGUCAGUAAUACCAAGUUACAUCAUGGUCAGUUUGAGAAUGAAUCAACCACAGAGAUGUCUGGCCUUCAAUCCCAACUGGAACAGGAAUUACAAAACGUGAUUGCAAUGAUAAACAUAAGAAAGGAGCAGGUUUGAGUGAUGUAGGCAGAAUUAAAAUAUUACAACCCCAUUUUUAGCUCCAAUUAGAAGCUCUUGGAAUACCUGGCUGUUUUAUUAAUAUGUCUUUUUUGUAUGGGCGGCCGUUAUGGCCAAUUAUUUUUAUUAUUAUCUAAAAACACUUGGCUAAACCUCACUUCUUAUUGAUGUUGUUGUUACACAUAAACUAGAUGUGAUUUCCAACAAACGUUCAUGGCCCUUUUUUUAAGUUUGACCCUAGGGUGCCCCAUACACAUACAAAACAAAAUAGGGGUUCAACAAGGACUGUACAUUACUGUCAUUCCCACAAAUAACACAGAUCAUAUUAAUGGCGCGGUCGCUUAACGAAGUGUUCUAAGGAGCCAAAGUCGUAAGUUUGAAUCGCGUCUUAGUAUUAAAUUUUUAUUAUUAUUUUUUUAAUUUUAAGGCAUUUAAUUUUUUCAAUUUCAAGUCAUUUUAAUUUUGUACAAAUGAACAUUCUAAUAAUUUAAAAAAUUCUAUCUUAUUAGCUCUUCCAAAUUUUUGGUCAACCAGCUCUCAAAUACCUCCAUUUAUACAAAAAAAAAAAAUUUAACACUGAAUAGAGGUAACCUCUGUUUAACACGCGGGCAGGCGAGCGGUCGCUCUUAUUUGUAUGAGUGGCCGUUAGGGCCAAUUAUUAUUAUUAUUAUUAUCUCCGAUGAGAAGCUAUAGAAGCAAUUGCCUGAUUGAUUAAUAGAUCUUUUUACCUCCGAUGAGAAGCUCUAGGAAUUCCCUGCUGAUUGAUUGAUCUUUUUUGCUGAUUGAUUAUUAGAUCUUUUUCGUAUGGGCGGCCAUUAGGGCCAAUAUAUUCUAUCGCCUCAUUAUACUGCCCUCAACAGAGCUUUCGAGAUUACGAGAACUUGUUAUUUCCAUGUUAGUAGUUAUAUAUUAGAAUGUUAUUUGUAAGAGUUUUUGAGUACAACUGUUAAUAAAUGAGUCGGACUCUGAAAUCUA